Molecule: messenger RNA, 3672 nt
Organism: Hymenoscyphus albidus
Lineage: Eukaryota; Fungi; Ascomycota; Leotiomycetes; Helotiales; Helotiaceae
Source: the annotation of a GenBank genome assembly
CCCAUACACACCCAUACUCACCCAUACAUCCACACCCGGCAUCCAUUUCAUGCGAGGAAUCGACAGGCAUUUAUGGGUACAACCAAGCCUGAUUAGGGCGCCUCGGUAACCCCAUCAUAUCCCAAAUCUUGAUCUGGAUAUUCCAUUGUAUCAGAGUCGCUAGCAUACCUAUCUGCUUCCUAUAUCAGAUCUUUGCCCCCCGCCCACACUGCAACCCCUCUCUGACUUACUCACACUACCAAAAUACACACCACGCACCACAUUAUACACUACUCACAUUCACCCUUCAACACGCAACAAAUUCAACCACCACGCAAAACCCAAAGCUGACGAGACACGACAUAUAAAUUUCAGACCAGCCCAAGCCACAUUCCGUUGAUGACUACAUAGGAGCACCUGACCCUCUGACCCCCUUCGUAAUCACCAUAUCCAUCCCAUCCCAUAUCGCCGAGCGAGAGCCACAUACCACGCCCUCGAUCAUUGCAGAAGCCGGGGCCCUCUCGAUCCGAUUAGCCCGGGCGCGAGUCAUCGACUAAGAGAUUUAUACAAAGCCAGUCCGGAUCGCCACUAGUAUUGGCACAUCAAUAGUUUUUUGCAACUAGUAUGUUGGCCAUACAACGUCAGACUGAGAAUCAACAUCCGCAAACACUAGAUAUUCCUCGGAAUCAAUCUUGGUCGACGCCCUCAAACAUCAUCAAUAACAACAAUCUGAACAACAUCUUCUCCUUUGGAGUCGAUCAACCCUUGUUCGACUAUCAACCAACUCAAUUCGCCUCGAGCUCUCCCCAACCGCUGAUGCAGGCGGAUCAAAACAACACCUGGCUGUCGAACGGGCAGCUCACUCCAACUUCCACGACGAGAGCACACCACCGCGAGUCCUCGCUGUCCUCGUACGGCUCAGCAGGACCAGCUUCUCCAUAUACGGUCAACAGUUCCAACCCUCAAGUUGCGGGCGAUAUCUAUCAUGAAUUUCAAGACUUUCAUCACCCAGUCUCGAAGCCGAUAACACCCAUUCACACGCCCCUUCAAGAGAACUUCAUUCCACCGCCGUACCCCAAUUACUAUCAGAAUUCGCCAUUGAAUUUCAGUAUGGCACAGGAUGGCCUUCCAAAGCAGAUGGGCAACGCAGAACUGAUGCCUGCUGCAGAGAUACGCAACGGUAGGAGAUCAAUGGCAACGGUGGCAAGUGAGUCAUCUUCCACGCCACAGUCAUCGUACGAAGACGAGAAGCACAAAAAUGGUGAGAUAUCGCAGUUAGAGUUUUGGUCGAACGAGUACUUACACUGUGAAUCAAAAGGCUACAGAGCAAUGCCAAAACUCGAUCGCACGAUGACGGACAUUUACGCUGAUGAGCUUUAUAACCCGAGCAUCCAAUUCACCUCCGCUGCCCCGUCGUCGAAUACUAUCUCUACGACGCCAGUAUCGCCGCAGAACGAUAUCUUCUCUCAACGUCUCCAGACGGCAGCUAGCCAGCACUUGACUGCGCCGAAUACGCAAUCUCCAUUAUUGCUUCCAUCUAGAGGAGAUCGAUCGCCCUUUAGGCAAGGUUCGCCUCUUGCACCGACGGGCACCAGCUAUUCUACUCCAUCAUCCAAUUUGCGGUUUGGAACUGCGACACAUUUGAGGGAGCAACAGAAGGCAGCAAACGACGCGCGCGCACUUCAACAACAAAUAGAGCGGACCUCUCCCGUAGAUACAGCACCAAAAACGAUUUCACCAAAGGAAGUUGCUCUAGUUUACCAUGAAACCGAGGAAGAUUCGAAGGUUGGAUCACUGUUCAGACCACAGCAGCUUUCACCAAAUUCCAUGGGAGGCUCAAGAAACUUUCGCACCGAUAUUGAUGAGACAGCUUCUUCGCAGCAGAGUUAUGGCAGUAUGGCAACUACUAGGCGAGAGAGUUCUUCGUACUCCAACUCAUCCCAACCACAGCACAUGAAUUACGGUUUUGGUGUUCCAGCAGUGACCAACCGACAAAUCCCUCAACAGUACCCAUUUGUCCCACAAACUCAGCGACAGUCAAGCAAUCUUUCUGGCGUGAGCGAAGACUUUCCUGCUUCCCUGGCAGCUAUGGAAUCUAGCAGUAGCGAGUUUACACCUGCAUCUCCGGUACUUAAGAAACCGGCUGGUGCAUCUGCGGAUACAGGAACUUACACAUGUACUUAUCAUGGUUGUACUCUUCGUUUCGAUACACCAGCGAAGUUGCAGCGACACAAGAGGGAGGGGCAUCGAAACUCAGCGACCGUUGGAAGCGGGGCAGACGAAGGUGGAAUGACCUCAGCGGCGCAGCGGAACUCACAAGCGGGUCCUCACAAGGUAAGAUCUCUCUUUUCCCCAUUCAUCACUUUUACCACCUCCAUACACAGUCUUUUGGCGCUUCGCAAGGGUAGAGGCUAAUUGAUCAAUACAGUGCGAAAGAAUUAAUCCGUCAACGGGCAAGCCCUGCAAUACUAUCUUCUCCCGGCCGUACGAUUUGACCCGGCACGAGGACACCAUCCACAAUGCCCGCAAACUCAAAGUCCACUGUCCACUAUGUACCGAAGAAAAGACAUUCAGUAGAAAUGAUGCUUUGACCAGGCAUCUCCGAGUGGUGCAUCCGGAGCAUGUGGAAAUGAACAAAAGCAGACGGCGCGCGCAUGAUUGAGGAAUGAUACGAGGAUCUAUAGGAGAUGACCGAAAGUCACCACACUUCUCACCUUCCUUCUCUCUCGAUCCCUUAGGCCUCUAAAAUCCUACGAGUUCUCGUUGCUAACAUGCCACACUCAUGGCAUCACAUUCCACCAGUUCAUCCGCCUGGUCCGGUUCUCCCAAAGCUUUUUGACACGCAUCAUGGGUCGAUGCAAGGCGCAUCGCUUCCGAUGCAGGGACCAGAACAGCCGCCCCUCAUUUUGGGUGGACACACCGCGGAACAGACGGGGUCAACUCCGAAAUCUGUGGUGUUCUUGGUGAUGCCAACGCAACAGUGCGCAUAUUGAUGGCAUCCCUGUUGCGACUGUCAUUCGCCAAUUGGCAUUCCGACCUAAGGGUUGUGACAUCACCAUGAGGUCCCUUUCUUCGACGAAGGUUUCACCACGUUCAUGAUUAACGAACGCUAUGUCUUUCAUCGUGACGACGUCAUGCAAUCCCGAGGUUACCUCGAGUGUGUUAUGGAUGAAAUCUUUUCGGAUAGCUCGAUUUGUGCGAUUUUUUCUUUUUUUCUCUUAUGAUGAUGAUAUGAUAUGUGUGUACUUUUUCUUGGCGGGAUGCACAGCGGGGUUUACUUUACUUUUUCUUUUUUUCAUGGUUUUCGAUCUGGAAUCGAAAUUGCAGCGAGCCAAGUUUGACUGUUUUUUACAUUUUCCACUCUCCGAUUUCUGAUUGGUGCGAUGUGUAUAACACGAUUUUUUUCUCUUUCGACGAGUCUUUUUUGCCUGUGGCUUUGUUUCAUAAUACCUUUUUUAAAUUUGUGAUGAAUUGGCGGGGUACAAAAAAAAAGGAUGGAGUUCUUAAGACUAGAUUGUAUGAAUGAUGGAGAUUGAGUGUGUUUUAUUUUUUCUCUUCUUCUUUCCUUUUUCUUCUUCAAUCAUUUCAUCUUGUGUCUUUGUGCGUUUUUUCUCUAGUGUGCACGCUUUGUAUAUGAUGUGUAUUUCUAUCUAUCUCUUUCCUUUUUCCUCUUACGUUAUUUUCCAUGUGCGA